Molecule: messenger RNA, 2070 nt
Organism: Heterotrigona itama
Lineage: Eukaryota; Metazoa; Arthropoda; Insecta; Hymenoptera; Apidae
Source: the annotation of a GenBank genome assembly
AGAGAGAGAGAAAGAAAGAGGGAAAAAAGAUCGGGUUGCUGGUCGAACGCGAAGGAUGAGAUCGCUUGGAAACGAGCGAUGAUCAGUCGUUGAUCGAUCGAUCGUCAGUCGCGUCGUGAUGGAGGUCCAGCCGAUCGUGCGACCUUCUUUCACUAGAGUCGCUGGAGGGUGCGGAUUCGGAGGGUGUUUAUUCAGCCGGAAGUGGUCGUCGGUGGUUCGAGACGCGGCGCGACAGCUUGCCAACUAAAAUGCGAGAGCUGAACGCGACCGCAUGUGCUGCCCUGUACGAGCGCGUCGAGUGGUCCGGCCCGUGGAUCCUGGUUACCCUGAUCGUGCUCGCGAUCGUCAACGUGAUGGUGGUCCUGGGCAACGUGCUGGUGAUACUGGCUGUCUAUCACACCAGCAAACUGCGAAACGUCACGAAUAUGUUCAUCGUUAGCCUCGCGGUGGCGGAUCUCAUGGUCGGCCUGGCUGUGCUUCCGUUCAGCGCUACGUGGGAAGUUUUCAAGGUCUGGAUAUUCGGUGACCUAUGGUGCUCCAUCUGGCUGGCGGUGGACGUAUGGAUGUGCACGGCGUCGAUAUUGAAUUUGUGUGCCAUCAGCCUGGAUAGAUACUUAGCGGUGACUAGGCCAAUCAUGUCACCGAGGAGAGCAAGGCUGUUGGUGGCAACCGUGUGGAUCUUGAGCUUCGUCAUCUGUUUCCCACCCCUGGUCGGCUGGAAAGACAAACGGUCCCAUCCUACGUACAACAUGACAUCCGCUCAGAACGGACCGUUCAACACUACCACCAUACUUAUCCCGGUGAAACCGUGUCCCUGGAUCUGCGAGCUGACCAACGACGCUGGCUACGUCGUCUACAGCGCGCUCGGUUCUUUCUAUAUACCGAUGCUGGUCAUGCUGUUUUUCUACUGGAGGAUCUACAAUGCAGCCGUCUCCACCACGAAAGCUAUUAAUCAAGGCUUCCGUACGACAAAGAGCUCGAAAAUGUUUGGAUCCAGAUUUGACGAACAAAGGUUGACCUUGAGGAUUCACCGUGGUCGAGGCAGCGUGCAUAACGGGAGCAACAACGGGAGCCCGAGAAGUCCCGAGUCGAAUAGCCGGUGCUCAGUGAAAAGGGACAAGAUAAAAAUCUCGGUGUCGUAUCCGAGCACGGAGACAUUGAAUACAAAGUGUAACACCCUCGAGAGGACACCCUCGAGGUGUUCUCAGACCUCUGUGCACUAUAGCAACGGACAGACGCACAGUCAACUGUGUCCCACCCCGAGGAGUACGCAUCUCAAGGUGAGCGGUAUCAACAGGGUUGGCAGCACCAGGAGACCCAGCAGACGAAACAGCUGCGAGAGUCAAAUGAUGGGUGAUGAGAUGUCGUUGCGAGAGCUCACCCAAGGUGCUGAAGAAAAGCCCAGGGUGAUGAAGAUGGGGAAGAGGAACAUUAAAGCUCAGGUGAAAAAAUUUCGAAUGGAGACGAAGGCAGCGAAAACACUGGGCAUCAUCGUUGGCGGAUUCAUCCUCUGCUGGUUUCCAUUCUUCACCAUGUAUCUGGUGCGCGCCUUCUGCCCCAAUUGCAUACAUCCCACGGUGUUUAGCGUGCUAUUUUGGCUAGGCUACUGCAACUCCGCAAUAAAUCCGUGCAUCUACGCGCUUUUUAGCAAAGAUUUCCGGUUCGCGUUCAAGAGCAUCAUCUGCAAAUGCUUUUGCAAACGGCGAGCGAAUACCUUGAGACGCGGCAGCGAUGGCAGCCAACUAGCCAUGAGGAACGACCGGAGCCCCAGUUACUCGAUGCAGGCGCCCCAGCAGGGUGUGUCGAUCGACGACUCGGACGCGGAUCCCAGCUCGGAGCCGACGGUUCACUCGCAAAGCGAAUCGAGAUGACUGUAGCGUGCCAGGUGUGGCGCUCAACGCGUCACCUUCGACCCGAGGACCUCGAAAGUAAGGAUUCAGUCCUUCUAGAGAAUCAGAACUUCAUUCUCGUUCUCGAGAGAUCAUCGAGAUCGUCCCCCGCGACGACCCGUGCCGCGGAAUUCAUAGGUUGGAUUCGCGACAAACAGUCGAGCUUCUUCGAGUGUCUUAC